Lepus europaeus (European hare) is the source of this 1029-nucleotide messenger RNA. It is a transcript of the gene P2RY12, whose product is annotated as purinergic receptor P2Y12. Bases 1 to 1029 code for a protein of 342 amino acids. The record is from RefSeq and is a predicted model, not a curated record. The transcript has a single exon. Gene Ontology annotation, cellular component: membrane. Lineage: Eukaryota; Metazoa; Chordata; Mammalia; Lagomorpha; Leporidae. Gene Ontology annotation, molecular function: G protein-coupled purinergic nucleotide receptor activity. Gene Ontology annotation, biological process: blood coagulation; G protein-coupled receptor signaling pathway.
AUGCAAGCCACGGACAACCUCACCUCUGUGCCAGGGAACAGCAGUGUCUGUGCCAGAGAUUAUAAGAUCACCCAGGUCCUCUUUCCACUGCUCUACACUCUGCUGUUUUUCACAGGACUCAUCACAAACAGCCUGGCAAUGAGGAUUUUCUUUCAAAUCCGCAGUAAAUCCAACUUCAUUAUUUUUCUUAAAAACACGGUCAUUUCCGAUCUUCUUAUGAUUCUGACUUUUCCAUUCAAAAUUCUCAGUGAUGCCAAACUGGGGACGGGACCACUAAGAACCUUUGUGUGUCAAGUAACCUCAGUAGUAUUUUACUUCACAAUGUACAUCAGCAUUUCGUUCCUAGGACUGAUCACUAUCGAUCGCUACCAGAAGACCACCCAACCAUUUAAAACAUCCAACCCCACCAACCUCCUGGGGGCUAAGAUACUCUCGGUCGUAAUCUGGGCAUUCAUGUUCUUACUCUCGUUGCCCAACAUGAUUUUGACCAACAAGAGACCAAGGAACACAAACGUGAAGAAAUGCUCUUUCCUCAAAUCAGAGUUUGGUCUGGUAUGGCAUGAAAUAGUCAAUUAUAUCUGUCAAGUCAUUUUCUGGAUUAAUUUUUUAAUUGUCAUUGUAUGUUACACACUCAUUACCAAAGAACUGUACAAGUCAUACGUAAGAACAAGGGGUGCAGGCAAAGCCCCCAGGAAAAAGGUGAAUGUCAAAGUUUUCAUUAUUAUUGCUGUAUUCUUUAUUUGCUUUGUUCCUUUCCAUUUUGCCAGAAUUCCCUACACUCUGAGCCAAACCCGGGAUGUCUUUGACUGCACUGCCGAGAACGCUCUGUUCUACGUGAAAGAGAGCACUCUGUGGCUAACUUCCUUAAACGCAUGCCUGGAUCCCUUCAUCUACUUUUUCCUAUGCAAGUCCUUCAGAAAUUCUUUGAUGAGCAUGAUGAAAUAUCCCAAUUCUGCAACAUCUCCAUCCCAAGAAAACAGGAAAAAGGGACAGGAUGGUGGUGACCCAAGCGAAGAGACUCCAAUGUAA